ACCUAAGCGGAUGCUUAUCAACUGAUGGUCGUCCGUGGUCGUCGUUCGUUAAUCGUUUGACAAUGGCGAAAUAUUCGAGUGAUUCAGAUUCUGACAGGAGUUCUAGAAAUCGUAGGAAACACCAUCAACGAUCCAGAUCUACCAGUUCGAGUUCUAGUGAUAGUUCAACGUAUCGGAAGAAAUCUAAGUAUGCUAAGUCCAGACGCCGUCAUCGUUCAAAAUCCCGGAGUAGAGACAAGGAUAGAUCUUCUAGGUCAUACAAGUCUUCUAGAGGCAGUUCCAGGGAUAGAGACAGACGCCGUUAUCAAUCUCGAAAGUCUAAAUCAUACUCUCCAGAUCAAAGUAAGAGAAAAGGAAGAUCUGUCUCGAGAGAGAAGUCAACCAGUCGAUCUAGUAGUUGUCAAUCGACUGUCAAGGCUGCUGGUGUAGACAAGACACAAAAUUCCGCUGCAAAAGAUGACUUUGCUAUUGAGCCAAGGAUCAAAGAAGCAAUAUUGGAUGAAAUAAACUCAGAAAGAUUUGUACCGAAGCAGUUUACGUCAUCUGCUCACAGCAAACAGAGCAAACCAGCUAAUAUUGUAAUCGACAUUACGGCAAACACUAUUAAAGUCCCCGCUGCUACCGUCAACUCAGGAGACUCAUUGGAUGGCAUCUUUCACACAUCGGUGACAUCGGACACUGAUGCAAGGUUUGACAAGUGGGUUAAAAAAUUAUACACUCUCAGACAAAAGGCAAUCAUAGAAUUGUCCCAUACAGUUCUCACCUGAUUUAGAUAAUCUAUUCUUGGCAAUAAAUUGCUUAAUCCAUAGUGUAUCAUUGCAUUGUUACAUAUUUGAAAAAUUGUAAAUACUACGAAUAUCAAGUCUAUUAAUGACAGAUUUCCUUGAAAAAACAUGAAUGUGUGGACUGAUAAAAAAUAAAAAACUAUUUCUUUUA
Athalia rosae (coleseed sawfly) is the source of this 936-nucleotide messenger RNA. Its product is annotated as serine/Arginine-related protein 53-like. Bases 63 to 767 code for a protein of 234 amino acids. The record is from RefSeq and is a predicted model, not a curated record. Lineage: Eukaryota; Metazoa; Arthropoda; Insecta; Hymenoptera; Athaliidae. The transcript has 4 exons.